UCACUCAUUUUCGAGUAACUUUUAUUAAGCGUUUAUAUUUUGAAGAGCGACGUGUUUUGGUAAAUGUCGUCGUUUCUUCGUGUUUCUAUAUUUUCAAGACGUGUUUUAAAAUUUGUAAAAUUUAAAAGAUCCGCAGCCAGAAUACCCACAAGAAAGAAAAAGGUUGGCGCCAUUGUAUCAUUAUGAGUGCAAUAUUCAACUUUCAAAGUUUACUUUCGGUGAUUCUGUUGAUGAUAUGUACUUGCGCAUAUCUUCGGUCUAUCGUCCCCAGUCUGAUUGAUAGAAACAAAACAGGCAUGCUUGGUAUUUUUUGGAAAUUGGCCCGAAUUGGUGAGAGAAAAUCUCCUUGGGUUGGACUAGCUUGUGUGCUCAUGGCAAUAUCGAUUCUUUUCUAUACAUAAUCAGUAUCGCGUACAUAAUAUUGACCUAGUCUGUGAACCCUUUCACGAUUUAUAUUAACUCUGUAAACCUAAGUUGCAAAUAACAGAUUCUCUUUGUUUACGAAAUACUCCUGUAUUGCACAAGGAUAUCGUUAGUGCAGAUUACAGACUCUCAUAGUAACAGACCGGCGAAUACUUCUUUAGGAGCCAAAAGAACAUGGGAGUUCGACGGUUCGUUUGGUUCCCUAAGAGGUAUUCGUCAGUCUGUUACUAUGAGAGUCUGUAGCAGAGUAUAAAUGACAUCUCUGGAUUGAAAGUUCAAUGACAUUGAACUCAAACGCUGGAAUCCCACGUCAACCUAUGAAGUCAACAAUUUAAAAGUAAAAGGAAUUGAAAUUAUGUUUUGGCAGACCCUAUCAGCUUUGGAGAGAAAUCAGUGUUCAGUUCAGAUACGCCAUCGUACGGCACAGAGAUACUAGAUAUUUUCAAUGAAAAUCUGUAUUGCUUUGUAUAAAAAAAAUGUAUUUAUCUGUAUUCACUAAUAAAAUGCAUUUUCUGCAACAAAA
Molecule: messenger RNA, 946 nt
Organism: Malaya genurostris
Lineage: Eukaryota; Metazoa; Arthropoda; Insecta; Diptera; Culicidae
Gene: ksh
Product: protein kish
Exons: 4
Coding region: 183-401 (72 amino acids)
Biological process (GO): protein secretion; intracellular transport
Source: RefSeq, a predicted model, not a curated record